GCGGCGACUUCUGCUGCCGGUGGCGUGACUUCUCCUGCCGGCGGACGGGCGCCUGCUGCCGGCGCUCCGCCUGCAGCCCUGGUCUUGGCACGAUACCAGCGUUGUAUCAAGCUGCAGCUAUGGCCGCGAGUCCUGCUUGGAGCGACGCUGACAUGAUGUCCAUAUUUGUGGAUGAAAGCCUCCCACUUCAAGAGCUGGCUCUUCCGUUUCCACCGCGAGACGUGAAGGUGCGCCGAAAUGCGGAGGUCCGGGAGAUGUAUACGAUGGGAGAGGAGAUCGGCAGGGGCAAGUUCGGCAUCGUGUACCGGUGCACGGACAAGACCACCGGCCUCGUGCUGGCCGCCAAGUUUGUGGCGACGCCACGCCGCGACGAUAAACGCGACGUGGAGCGUGAGGUGGAGAUCAUGAACUACCUGCAGCACCCGGGCAUCAUCCAGAUCUACGACGCCUUCGACGGCGGCAAGGAGAUGGCGCUCGUCAUGGAACUGGUGGAGGGUGGCGAGCUGUUCGAUCGCGUGAUCGAGGACGACUACAUCCUCACGGAGAAGGCCUGCGCCAUGUUCAUGCGCCAGGUGUGUGCCGGCGUCGGCUUCAUGCACCAGAAGAACGUGCUCCAUCUGGACAUGAAGCCGGAGAACAUACUCUGUCUGUCAAAGACCGGCAACCGGAUCAAGAUCAUCGACUUUGGCCUGGCGCGCCGGUACGACCCGACCAAGAAGCUGCAGGUGCUGUUCGGCACGCCGGAGUUCGUGGCGCCUGAGGUGGUCAACUUCGACGCCAUCGGCUACCCCACGGAUAUGUGGUCUGUCGGCGUCAUCGCUUACGUCCUGGUGUCGGGUCUCAGUCCGUUCAUGGGCGACACGGACUGCGAGACGAUGGCCAACGUCACCAUCGCCAAGUACGACUUCGACGACGAAGCGUUCGACGAUGUGAGCGACGAGUGCAAGGAAUUCAUCGCCCAGAUCCUCAUCAAAGACAAGAGCAAGCGCCUGACGUCCGAGCAGGCGCUGGCGCACCGCUGGCUCAACAUGCGCGACGCGCCGGUGCCCUCCAAGGUGCGCUCGCGCCAGGCGUCGCUGGCCAGCCUGGAGGCGCCGCUCGAGGCAGCCCAGCUCAACCUGACGCAGUUCGUCGGCCGCUGGGUGGAUCAUCCGGACAGCCCGUACGCCUUCUCAGACAGCAGCGCCGAGCUGGUGCUGUCGCGCGUCGGCUCGGCGGCCUCGGUCGGCCUGUGCUCGCCGUCGGCCUGCGCCUCGCUCACCUCGCCCGAGCUGUCGGACGAGGCCGACUCGAGCAGCGAGGACGAGUCGAGCCGGGGCCUGCUGCGGCCCGAGGCGCGGCCGCGGCCGGCCGAGCACGCGCGCGUCUGCUCGCUGCGCCGCGAGGAAUCGCUGAAGCGCGCGCGCGGCCGCCUCGUGCAGCAGGCCAGCAAGGAGGAACACUACAUCAGCAUCGACGACGUGAAGACGCUCAAGCAGCAGGGCAGUCUGGACGAGAUGGUGCUGAAGGUGACGAGCUCGCCGGCCAGCUCGCGGCGGGGCAGCGUGACACAGCCGGUGCCGCGGCUGCUGCAGGAGGCGGCCGCCGACGCGGCGCGCCGCCAGACGCCGUCGCCGCUGGCUGCGCCGCCGCGCCGCGCCGGCUCACCGGGUCGACAGGCCACCGUCUGCGACCGGGUCAUGCAGGAGGCGACGACCGCGCUUGCCGACGGCGAUACGGAUCGGCGGCUGCUGACACCGUCGCCCGAACCCGGUGGCGGCCUGGCGGGUGAGCCCAACGCCCGGCGGCGUCGGUCUGCGGCUGGCAAAGAGCUGACCCCAUCACCCCGACGCCUCUCCGGGGCGGCGUCACCGUUGGCGGCCGGGGGCGAGCCCCCACCGAAGUCCAAGAGCCCCUCGCCACGCCCCGCCACCGUUCCGGGUCCAGAGGCCCGACCUCUAGGGUCUUCCGGCUCGAAGCUCUCCAUCCCGUCUCGUUCCCGGACGCCCAGCGUGACAGUGACUGGUGCUGCGGCAGAGGCUGCGCCCGGUCUUGCUGGAGAACCAGCCGGCCGUCAGCCGCCGCUGGACAGCGACGCGUCCGGCAAGUCGGCCUCCGAUGGGAAGCCGCGUAAGUCGCCGUCCAAAUCGCGCUCCCCCAGCGCUGGUCGAAGCCCACAGCCGGCGCAGAAGGGAAGCGACUCUAAACCAAGCGUCGUCACAAGGCGCACAGGCCGGCAAUGA
Molecule: messenger RNA, 2222 nt
Organism: Pollicipes pollicipes
Lineage: Eukaryota; Metazoa; Arthropoda; Thecostraca; Pollicipedomorpha; Pollicipedidae
Product: myosin light chain kinase, smooth muscle
Exons: 9
Coding region: 120-2222 (700 amino acids)
Biological process (GO): intracellular signal transduction; positive regulation of apoptotic process; protein phosphorylation
Cellular component (GO): nucleus
Molecular function (GO): ATP binding; protein serine/threonine kinase activity
Source: RefSeq, a predicted model, not a curated record